Cylindrotheca closterium is the source of this 831-nucleotide messenger RNA. NCBI's taxonomy places the organism in Eukaryota, Bacillariophyta, Bacillariophyceae, Bacillariales, Bacillariaceae. The record is from the annotation of a GenBank genome assembly.
AUGUUGAAAUGCUCGAGAAAUGCGAUACGAUAUCACCCCCCUACGCGAGAAAUGGUGAUCAAGCAGUGUCUGAUAGUCUAUGCAUUUGCAUUAUUCGUGGCCUCAUGGUCAAACUGGGGAGUUUCCGAAACUUGGUGGCCAAUUCGUAACAAUGUCUACAGUGGAGUGUUUUGCCUACCGAUGCCAUAUGACUUUCGCAGCACACUGUUCUUUUACCUACUAUACGCUCCGCUGGUGUUCUUCCUACCGCUGUUCUACAUUUGCUACGUCGUCUUUGACAUUGCAAAGAACAAGCUUCUUCCGCACCGAGAGCAGCGAAAGACUCUGAUGAUAUUUUUCCGAUUAUUGUUGGUAUACUUUGUGAUGUGGGUUCCGGCUCUUUUUCUUACGUUUGUGGCUGGCAAUUGGCUGUCCUGGCCGUAUGUGACCUUUGGAGCUAUAUGGGCGCACCUACAAGGAGCCGUAUCGGCUGCAACUUGUAUUCAAAAGCCAGACAUUCAGGUUGCCUGUAAGAAUCUUGUAUUUUGUUGUACAAGGAAAAAAAAUCAGGCUGUGUUGGAACCCAUCCCAACCACUCUCGAGAAACCAGCCCAAAUAUUUCUCGGAAUCAAAGAGAGAAGCGCAUCAAUUAACUUGAACGAUGAAGAGCAGCAAGAUGAAGUAGAUGACAAUGCCGAUAAGGAUGAUGACGCAGCCCAUAAGAGUGACACAACUAUGACCAGCAGCAGCAGGCCACUGCGUAGGAGUGCAUAUGAAAUAGCUUUUGGUCUUGAAGCUGGAGAAUUGCAUUCUAUUCCUCCAUUCAGUGAGUCUGCUUCGGGAAAUGUGUAA